AUGAAAGUGUUUAUCGUAUCCGCGGUGCUCCUGGCCUGUGCUAUGGCCGCCCCUGCUCCAGGCGAGGAAACUUCCACCACCGGAAGUGCGCUGAAUAUGGCUAUGAAGUUCUUCGGCAGCUGUUUUGAAUCGGACGAAAUGGGAACCUGUCUGGCGGUGAAAGGAAUUACCGCUUUGAACCGUGCUGCCCGUGCCAGUAACAUCGAAAUCGUGCCUGGUGUAACCUUCUCAAGAGAUCCAAAUGUCCCUGCUGAGCGCAUGGGCAAAUCCGUCUCGGAGAACGAAAUCAUCAGCACCCUGCCAGCCACCUCGGAAGAAAAGAGCGACGCUCUGUUCGAUAUGGCCGUCGAUUCCGCCAAACGGCUGUUCACCGCUCGCUCGAUCCAGAUCCGUCUGCCCGAGGAAGCCACCGAAACCAUUGCCCGCUCGAUCGAAGAAGGUAGACUGCUGAAGAAAGGCAAAAAACUGAAGAAGGUCCUCGGCCCACUGGUUUUGGCUGUCGGUGGUAAGCUGUUCGCUCUGCUGCCCCUGCUGCUCGGAGGUGUUGCCCUCCUGGCCGUCAAGGCUCUGUUCGUCUCGAAGAUCGCUCUGGUUCUGGCUCUUGUAUUGGCCGCGAAAAAAUUCCUAGGUGGAGCCGUUGAUGGAGCAAGCACUCUGGGUCUACUAUCCAAGGCCGUUGGAGGUGGAGGAGCCGGUCUAGGAGCUGCCGUCGGUGGUGGAGCCGCCGCCCCUGCUGCUGCUGGAUGGUCGGGUGCUGGUGCUAGUGGUUGGUCCCAAGGAAACGCCCAGUACCCAUAUGCCCGCAGCUACGAUACUGCCCAGGAUCUUGCUUACAGCGCUCAGGCUCCAAAGGCGUAA
Molecule: messenger RNA, 858 nt
Organism: Sabethes cyaneus
Lineage: Eukaryota; Metazoa; Arthropoda; Insecta; Diptera; Culicidae
Gene: Osi14
Exons: 3
Coding region: 1-858 (285 amino acids)
Source: RefSeq, a predicted model, not a curated record